Messenger RNA from Leishmania braziliensis MHOM/BR/75/M2904, 2022 nucleotides. Its product is annotated as putative selenocysteine-specific elongation factor. Gene Ontology annotation, biological process: selenocysteine incorporation. The record is from RefSeq and is a predicted model, not a curated record. Gene Ontology annotation, molecular function: GTPase activity; translation elongation factor activity; GTP binding. The transcript has a single exon. NCBI's taxonomy places the organism in Eukaryota, Euglenozoa, Kinetoplastea, Trypanosomatida, Trypanosomatidae. Bases 1 to 2022 code for a protein of 673 amino acids.
AUGUUGAAUGUAAACAUUGGGCUUCUUGGUCACGUCGAUAGCGGCAAGACGGCUCUGGCCAAGGCGCUGUCACGGACCGCCUCCACCGCGGCCUUCGAUAAGAGUCCACAGAGUCAGUCACGUGGGAUUACGCUGGACCUCGGCUUCAGUGCGUGUGAGGUGUCUGUCGAGGACGGCAACGAGGACGCCUGCGAAGUCCUGCGGUCAGCCGAGUUGACCAAGGUGCAAUGCACGCUGGUUGACUGCCCUGGGCACGCCUCCUUGAUUCGCACGGUGGUUGGUGGAGCGCAGAUCAUUGACGCAAUGGUGUUAGUCAUCGACGCAACUAAGGGCAUGCAAGCCCAGACGGCAGAGUGCCUCGUCCUGGGUGAGGUGAUGGCAAAGCCGCUCGUCGUUGUACUAAACAAGGUGGAUGCUGUUCAAGGUGCUACGCCGGAAGCAAAGGCAGCGACACUGGCAGCACUCAAGCGAAGGCUGCAGCAGACGUUCCGCCGCACACGGUGGCCCACGGUGGUCAUUGUGGAGGUGGCUGCUGCGCCACGCGAAGUGAUGGGUAGGAUCGGACCCCCCGUGAACACUGAGGCGGUGUUGCCUCAGGUACUGCGCGUCGUCGACCUCGUGGCGCUGAAGGCUGCAAAAGAGAGGGAGGGGGAAAGGCCAGAACGGUUUUACAUGCUCGUGGAUCACUGCUUCGCCGUGCGGGGCCAGGGAACCGUAUUCACAGGGACUGUUGUCGCCGGCAUGGUGCAGGUCGGGGACACAGUGCUCGUGCCGGAGCUGCAAAUGACCCGAAAGGUAAAGGGUCUGCAGGUGUUCCACAAACCGGUGGGGUUGGCGCGCAGUGGGGACCGCGUGGGACUAUGUGUGGCUCAAUUUGACCCUACGCGGAUGGAACGUGGUGUCCUCUGCAGCGCUGCAAGCAGCGGCCGAACGUUGGCGAACUCCUCGCAGCUGAUUGCCAAGGUGCAUCGUGUGCGCUAUCACCCACUGCCAUGCGACACACACACGAAGUUUCACAUUUCGAUCGGCCAUGCUACUGUGAUGGGGACCAUGAGGUACUUUUCGCGGCCGGCGCGCACUAACGCGAACCUCAACGUCUCCGGCGCUGCGGACCGAUUUGAUCCUUUCAUCGAGAGUACGUGGGUGGAAGAGCUGGGUGACGAGGUCGUGCUCAGCUAUAAUACGUCAACAAGUUCCACUGCAAGCGCGCCCGGACAGCCGUUACUGCCCGCACCGGCGGAGCAGGACUACUACGCCGUACUACUGCUCGAGCGACCUGUGCUGGCGGCCCCUGGCGUGUUCAUGAUCGCUAUGCGCCUGGAUGUUGAGAGGGAAAACUUUUGUCGCAUUGCACUUGCCGGCACGGUAUGCCACGUGUUCAGCGAAGACAGCCCUGCUGUGACGGCUGCGACACCCACCUUGGGCGACUCGGAACACUCUUCGAAUCAUACUCAGGUACCUGCAUGGCGAAGGCUUCCAGUAGUGCGCUACCGAUAUCGCACGCUGCGAGUGAACCGGGUACUGGACAGCCGGAGCUGCAUUGCCACCGGCGUCGUGUCGCUGCAGACGCCAGGCGACGGAGGUGGCAGCGCCACGCCAGCCCGAGCGUUUUCAAGUGCUAAACGAAAUAAAGACAGUGUCAACGGCGAGGAGCGCCAAAAGGCGGACCUCUUUGCAGAGGUACAGAAGUUUCUUCGACUUGUGGUCGUCUUUGAGCCCGAGGAUGCCGACGCAUCCGUGACAGCCCCUCAAACCAGCAAUCUUGGCACUGUCAAGGGCAUCAUCGACUCUUCGUUUGGCAAAACUGGAAAGGUGAAGCUUAUUUUCGAUGACCCUGUCUUCGCCGAUCCCGCUGCCAACACCACCACAGCGCCGACAAGUAAUAGGCGCAAGAAGAAGUCGGCAACGGACCCGAGCGCAGAGGACGGGAGUAACAGCGGAGGUGUAUUUCUUCGACCGGGACGCAUUCUUCUGAUUCUGAAGAAGUACCCCUUUGCUCUUCAUUCAGGCCUCGAGCAAUGA